AUCAUGGGGUUAGAGGACUAUAAGUUGAGGGCCACCGCUCAGACACCUGCAGACAAACAAGCAAGCAGCAAAGCAGAAGACAGCUGGGAUAAUUUGCCAAAGCGCAUUUAAGGAUAUUAUACUUCACCGUGAGCUCUACAAACAGACCAACAGCAACCAUGUCAGCACACGCCAGCCUCUUCCUUCUCAUCACCGUGUGUGUGUCCAUGCAGGAAGGUUCUGGACAUCCACUGUCAGAGAGGCCUAAAUCCAGUGAUCUGGCUCCACCUCACAGAGUGCGGACCAAACGCUGUGCUUGCAACAACCAGCUGGACUCUGAAUGCCACUACUUUUGCCAUCUCGACAUCAUCUGGGUCAACACACCAAGUAAGACCACUGUUUACGGCUUGGGCAGCCCUCUGUCACGUCGCCGUAGGUCCGCUGGUCGCUGUGUGUGUGCAGACUCUGACGACCACACCUGCACCAGCUUCUGUCUGGACAGCUCAGAUAACUCUUCACCCCAGAGUGCCAUUAAGAGCUCCCGUGCCAACCUGUUGACUUUCCUUAGAUCUAUGGUCAGAGCCUCUGAGAGAACCAGGGGAUGGGCCUUCCCACCCAGGAAGGAAGCAGCUAGGGCCCCUGGGCUUGAUGAGCGCUAAAUGACAUGGCAUGGCAGACAGAGUGAGGAGAGAAGAGCGAGCGCCAGAACAAAUGACACUCCUCUAACAUGGAGAGUAGCAGAACAAAGGGCUGCUGGUAGAGAGAUGUGUCACAUGCAGGAAGGCCACAGACCAGUGGCCUCAUGGUGUCCGCCUGUCUGUUUGUCGGUUUUCACCCAUAAAUAGAGGUUGGAAAACAAAAUGUGACAGAGGCCUGAAGACAGAGAAUAGAUGCUAGAUCUAUCUUGAGGGAUGGAUCAAGCAUGAUGCAUACAGGAUAUUUGUGCAGCAAAAUAUUUAUGUUUGGGGCAGGAGGGACAAGGUUGGUCCAUGCUACUGGCAGACUCUGGCCAGGUAGCCGUAAAGGAGAGAACACUUGAUGUGUGUAUGCUGUUUGUCUGUGUUCAGAACAGUGGCAGACCAUGCUGUCAUGAUGGAAAGAAUGUGACAGGGACAAUAUGACUGACAGGCUACUGAUACGAUAAAUCAAAAUUAUGUAUGAGAUAACCACUGUGUUUUUCUCAUUCUUUUGCCAAACAUAUUUAAUCUCUCCAUUAUUUGAUUGUAUAAUAACAACAUAUUAUGAUUGCUAUGCAGGUUAUUCAUCAGGGAAAAUGACUGAGGUCAUUUAAAGGUGCAAUGUUUAGGAUUAUACACUUAGUGUACAAAACACAUAUAUAAUCCAUGUCUCAAAUGUGUCAAGUCUUAAAAAUUAUUCUUUAACCUGUCUCCUCCCCUUCAUCUACAAUGAUUUAACAACUGACAUCAAUAAGGGAUAAUAGCUUUCACCUGGAUUCACCUGGUCAGUUUAUGUCAUGGAAAGAGCAGGUGUCCUUAAUGUUUUGUACACUCAGUGUAUAUGUGUGUAUAGGUGGGAGUAAAAAAUACAUAACAUUGAAACAUACGAUACGGUAUAUCAUUGACUAUUUAUUCAAUUCUUGAGAUUUUGAUUUAGACCACUUCUGUAUUGAGUGACUGUGUGAAGCAGUGUGUAAUAAUAAACAAAUGAAUGGUUGAAUUAU
Messenger RNA from Salmo salar (Atlantic salmon), 1660 nucleotides. RefSeq names its product endothelin-2. Gene Ontology annotation, cellular component: extracellular region. The record is from RefSeq and is a predicted model, not a curated record. Lineage: Eukaryota; Metazoa; Chordata; Actinopteri; Salmoniformes; Salmonidae. Gene Ontology annotation, molecular function: endothelin B receptor binding; hormone activity. Gene Ontology annotation, biological process: regulation of vasoconstriction; intracellular calcium ion homeostasis; vein smooth muscle contraction.